Macroventuria anomochaeta is the source of this 1108-nucleotide messenger RNA. RefSeq lists its product as uncharacterized. Bases 140 to 982 code for a protein of 280 amino acids. The transcript has a single exon. NCBI's taxonomy places the organism in Eukaryota, Fungi, Ascomycota, Dothideomycetes, Pleosporales, Didymellaceae. The record is from RefSeq and is a predicted model, not a curated record.
CUGUCACUCCGACACGCUGCACCUUGUGAUAGAAGACCGCCGCUAUACAUCCCGUUCGCUGUCGACCGUACUCGCUAAUCUUCUGGAUACGUCCCAACUACCCUCGCACAACCCGUGGGCACUACGUCACACGUCAUCCAUGCCACGCCCGCCCACGUCUUCACCUCCACCGGCUGGUUUCUCCUUCGCGGCCGGCAGCUUCGACUACCCGCACGCCUCAACGUCUCCUCUGACUGCGGCUCGACCUGGCAUAAGAAACGUCCUGCGCCUAGCCGACGAGCCCCCAGAGCGCUCGGAUGCCUAUGUGGAACGGCGGAGAUCCAGUUCGCAGGAAGCUAGGCGGCGCGUCAACCAAAGACGCCGGUUGCACCGCCUAUUGGGCCCACCACGAGACAACGACGAUACCGUGUACAAUCUGCUCAGACGGCCACCGACUGCGAAUCCGAACCAUCCACGAGCCACGCCUAGCGAACGCUACCUCCAACGCGCGCAGGCACGAAUCGACGAAGAGCGUGAAGCCAUUAUAAACUCUGUCACCGAACCCUUCGAUUCCCUCAGCGAGCGUCCCCCCAUAAUUGCCAACUUCGAGGAGUGGAUAAACAUGGCCAAUCGUCAACCAAGCCCAAGCGCACCGGACACAGCGCACAGACGGACAAAGCGGAGGAAACUAGAUCACGGCUCCAGUAGAAACGCCGAGUACCAGAGCCACAAGUACGGCUACAAGGGCCAGAUGGUUCCAGGACGCCUGUGCAUGGAAGUCGUUAGCUGCGACGGUGGUCAGAUCACGCGAGACAAUCCGAUGAAGAUCUACGAUGUGGGGAACGUCUUGAAAAACGACAAGAGCGUGUACUGCAGCGAAAGCUCUAAAUGCAACCUUUUGCUCAAGCAUAUUGGAGAUGCUCCUUUUGCUCUGGAGAAGGUUGUCAUCCGAGCUCCGGAUCGUGGCUUCACGUCUCCGUAUGUGUGCCCACUUGUGGCUUGAUGAUCUACUAACAACACUCAGCGUUCAAGAAGGAUUGAUAUUCGUGGCCAUGUCCGCUGGGGAACUUCUGACUGGCACAUCCACUUACCGACUGCAGCAUCGCACUCAUUCGCCAUCAGCCUCGCC